This is a messenger RNA of Chionomys nivalis (European snow vole), 1151 nucleotides long. RefSeq names its product polycomb group ring finger 1 (gene Pcgf1). Gene Ontology annotation, molecular function: promoter-specific chromatin binding. The transcript has 9 exons. The record is from RefSeq and is a predicted model, not a curated record. Bases 185 to 1042 code for a protein of 285 amino acids. NCBI's taxonomy places the organism in Eukaryota, Metazoa, Chordata, Mammalia, Rodentia, Cricetidae. Gene Ontology annotation, biological process: negative regulation of transcription by RNA polymerase II. Gene Ontology annotation, cellular component: PRC1 complex.
CAGGACUCCCACUCUCCGGAGCAGCAGCGGGCGGCGAUCGCACGGCCUCGGGGUCGGAGGGCACAGGCUAUCUAUCACAAGCUCCUGAAGUUGGUCCAGAGAUCGGGUGCGCGCUGUCGGAAGGACGCCCGUGGGAGCGUGCAAUACCGGGACCCCGCUCCACGACCCCCCCCCACACUCCCUAAUGACCACGGGGAGGGGGGGCCAGCGGGCUCAGGGGGGCCAGAUUGCGAUCGCGAUGAGGCUUCGGAACCAGCUCCAGUCAGUGUACAAGAUGGACCCGCUACGGAACGAGGAGGAGGUCCGGGUGAAGAUCAAAGACCUGAAUGAACACAUCGUCUGCUGCCUGUGUGCCGGCUACUUCGUGGACGCCACCACCAUCACAGAGUGUCUCCACACCUUCUGUAAAAGUUGUAUUGUGAAGUACCUGCAGACCAGCAAGUACUGCCCCAUGUGCAACAUCAAGAUCCACGAGACGCAGCCGCUGCUCAACCUCAAGCUGGAUCGGGUCAUGCAGGACAUAGUCUAUAAACUGGUACCAGGCUUGCAAGACAGUGAAGAGAAACGGAUUCGGGAAUUCUAUCAGUCCCGAGGCUUGGACAGAGUCACCCAGCCCAGUGGGGAAGAGCCAGCCCUGAGCAACCUUGGCCUCCCUUUCAGCAGUUUUGACCACUCUAAAGCCCACUAUUACCGCUAUGAUGAACAGCUGAGCCUAUGCCUGGAGCGGCUAAGUUCUGGCAAAGACAAGAAUAAAAACGUCCUUCAGAACAAAUAUGUCCGAUGCUCUGUUAGAGCUGAGGUACGCCAUCUCCGAAGGGUUCUGUGUCACCGCCUAAUGCUAAAUCCACAACAUGUACAGCUCCUUUUUGACAAUGAGGUUCUCCCUGAUCACAUGACAAUGAAGCAGCUAUGGCUGUCCCGCUGGUUCGGCAAGGUAAGCCGGGUGCAAUGGGUUGAGGACCCUGCAGGUGCUAAUAGCCCACUCAUUUUUUCUUUCCCUUCUUUCCGUAGCCAUCUCCUUUGCUUUUACAAUACAGUGUGAAAGAGAAGAGGAGGUAGGGGCCAGACUUGCUUCCACCCCCUUCCCACCCCUCCCCAGAUAUUUAUGUGAAAUUAACUGUGGCUUUAUUUUUUGAAAUAAAAGCUUUUAA